AUGAAGUUUACUGCCACCUUCUUAAGCACCUUGGCUGCCACCGUGGUCACGACCGCCAUUGCUCGCCCCUAUGUUGCUGACCCCACCGUAGACGAUGCCAACUUUGGGGUCUUUGCGCGUCAGGAUGCCGUCGCCUCCAACGAAACCUUCGUCCCUCCUACUAUCACGAGCCCAGCUUCUCGUUCCCUGCAGCCUGAUUUUCCCAUUCACGAGUCGUGCAACAAGUCGCAACGUAUGCAGCUGGAGCGUGGUUUGUUCGACCUGAAGAGAUUGUUGCGAGGCGCUGCGGACCACAUUCUGCUGCACGGCAACCAGUCGGAAGUGUAUCAAACAUACUUCGGAGAAGGUUCUGAUCCUAGCGUACCUCUUGGAAUCUACCUGCGAGUUCUCGAGUCGGACAAGAGUGCCACUCUUUUCCGCUGCGAUGACCCUGAUCGCAACUGCGAGACGCAGCCAACUUACAAUGGUCAUUGGCGGGGAAACAAGUGAGUCGAGAAGAUUUACCGUGGCGUCAGCAUGGCAAAUGGUUGAGCUAAGCGUCUCCUCUGCUCUGCUUAUCGUAGCGCCACCGGAGAGACGGUCAUCUGCCCUCUGUCUUUCCAAACUCGCUUGCCCAUCGAGAAGGCUUGCGCGAAUGGUUUUUCGCUGAUUCAUGACAAUGUAAAUGUCUACUGGGCCACCGAUCUGCUGCACCGCGCCAUGCACCUGCCAACGAUGACCAACGACCACGUUGGCCACACGGCAGACGAGUAUCCGGCCCUUCUAGACUUGGCCAAGAACAACGUGACGGAGAGCGUCAAAAACCAGCAUUCGCUGCAAGACUUUGCGUUUGAAGCGUUUGUGCGCGCCAACAUCGACGAGCAGGGUUGCCCUGCGGAUAGGCAUCACGAGGAGCACGAUCACGAUCACGACCACGACCAUGACGAUCACGAUCUCGACGCCUCUCCCACAAGCACGAUUUCAGCGACGAGCACCUCAGCCAGCGCCACAGCUGCAGCACAGGACUGCCACACCCACGCUGACGGCACUGUCCACUGUGUUUGA
Messenger RNA from Ceraceosorus bombacis, 1044 nucleotides. The record is from the annotation of a GenBank genome assembly. Lineage: Eukaryota; Fungi; Basidiomycota; Exobasidiomycetes; Ceraceosorales; Ceraceosoraceae.